Diachasmimorpha longicaudata is the source of this 4491-nucleotide messenger RNA. It is a transcript of the gene Sas-4, whose product is annotated as Spindle assembly abnormal 4. Gene Ontology annotation, molecular function: tubulin binding. Bases 290 to 4132 code for a protein of 1280 amino acids. The record is from RefSeq and is a predicted model, not a curated record. Gene Ontology annotation, biological process: centriole elongation; cilium assembly. The transcript is spliced from 3 exons. Lineage: Eukaryota; Metazoa; Arthropoda; Insecta; Hymenoptera; Braconidae. Gene Ontology annotation, cellular component: centrosome; centriole.
CUUCACUUUCCCCAGCCUGUUGUUUGUUCCAAUGAUCCCAGCGAUAUAAACUUGUUGUUAGUUUGAAAUUAUAACGGCUUUUGCCAACUAAUCAUCACCGAAGGAGCUCAAUAUUAAUUGUGGUACUAAUCACGCAGUGAUCAGCAAAUCCGAUAUUCACACGUAACUCAAACCGAUCAAAAUGCAAUUCCCAUUGGACAUUCAGAGGACAAUGAAAGAUAAUAACAGAAUUGCUUAAAUGGAGGUAAAAAAACAUAAAGACAAGAGACUUUUAUCUCUUCAUUAGAGAAUGGAUCUGGAAGCUACAAUAAUGGAGCGCCUCCAAGAGCUCCGAAAAUGGCAAGUCGAACAGCAUGACAAGCUGCUCCAGCAGCAGCACGAGCAACGACAGCUCCUGACAAUGGAGCAAGAGCGCAUGUAUGAGGCCCUGGGCCUAAAAGAGAUUAUCGCCGACGAGGCUAUCCUAUCCCAAAUGUCCCCAUCCGCCGGAAAAAUAAUUCAUUCCCCAGUGAAGCAUUCAAAAGACUCCAGCAAGAUCCUCCACUCUCCUGAGAAGCUGAACGACUCAAGAACCAGCGAAUUAUCUGGUUGCUCCUCAGCUGACAUCGAUGAACAUCCCUCGAUGCAGCUGAACAUUCCAGCACUGCAUCUGACUUCCCCCACGAGCGGUCUCUCCAGCGUGAGCACUCCCAGACCAAACCAGAGCCACAAUCCAUCGUCUGAUCAUGGUUACGAGUCAGAGAAGAUCGUUGAGACGCCCAGAGGCUUCACAAUAUCCUCGAACGUCUCUGUGGAAGGAGUGGAGCCUUUGCCAAUCGAGAACAACUGCCUCCAGAAGCGGUUGGGGAUCGAUGACGUGCCAAUCCCCUCCCCGAGGAAAGACUUUAACACUUUAUUAGAAGAAAGACUGCGAGAAUCAGAAAGUACUGAAAAAUCGACCAGCGAGCAGAAGAGUGUAAUGAAGAGACCCUUCCUGAAGAGAGGAGAGGGACUAGCUAGAUUCAAGCCCAACAGCAAUGCCGCCAGAUGUUCGACGAGAACCAGGAGCACGUCAUUAUCAGCCAUGGGAUACGCCCGUAAUACAAAAAAGCCUAAAGAACCCCAGAAAAAUGGAAAACCCCAUAAAUCCCGAAGAAGUGCUCCAGUAAUUCCUCCAGUGAGUCAGCAGAAACUCAACCUCAAGUCCGUCCCUCCUCCCAAGAAGACUUGUAGCAAAUCACAGUCGUCAGGUGUCUGCUCUGCUACAAAGACCCCAAGACCAGCUGAGAGUAUUUCCACGAAUGAUAGAAUCAAGACUGAGGAUGAGUCCAACCACUCGGACCUGGACUCAUCGAAGCUCGAGACAAAAAUGUUCGAGUUUCUGGAGGAGAAGGCAGAAAACUCUAGCUUUUGCUCGACCUCCAGUGCAGUGUUGACAUUUAUGCAGCAGUCAACACCCCUCAAGCUCAGGAGUAUCAAACAAAAACUGUGCACCCGCACACUAUCUCCAUCAAAAUCGAAGUACCAGAGGUCACCACUUCGAGGGAUUCGUGAGACAGUCGUGCAGAAGGACAUCGUAAUCUCUCAGUGGAACGAUGAACCCUUUUCAGAGGACAAGCCCUCUGAGACAUUCGUCAAUGAUCCGAGGAAGAUUAAGAGAAUCGUGGAGUCACAGGAGAGGAACACGGAGAUGAUUCUUCACAACAACAAUGAUAUUAUAGGAUUUAAGGAGGAUAUGGAUAGUAAUUCAAAUAUCUCCACCAGUACAGACAUUGACUCGAACCUGGAGGACAAAUCUGGUGAUUAUCAGGAGGAAAAUAAGGCGAAUGUCAGCAUGCAUGUCAGAUUUGCUGAGUACAAUGAAUACAAAACUAUAGGUCUGAGUGACACUUCAAUGAUCUCGACAGACUCUCAAAAUCACAAUUUAAACGGGGAUAAAAUCUGGAGUGAAACGUCAAAUUCGUCAGAGUCGUCAGACGUCGAGGAUUUUCCCGAGCCCCCUCAGAACUACAGCAUCGAAUCCAGCAUAAAGUAUCCAUCGAAGCCGAGACUUCAAGGCUCCAUUCAGCCUAGAAAUCUCGAGAAUGACGAGAACUCGACUGAUCACAGUACAGAAGAUGAGCACUCAGUGCUGGACGAUUCAGAAGGAACUUAUUACGACGAGGACAACACCAUUUCAGAGCUGCAGGAGGCGGUAAGAAAAACUAUGGAGAGCUACAACGAGAAGGUUAAGGACCUGUCAAUUCUGGACGUGACUCCAGUGAGUCGAAAAGCACCUGAGGAGGAGGGUACGAUCUUCAAAUCCGAACUUCUGAAGACUAGGCUCCUGGAAUUGGAGCGUGAGAUUGAAAUUUUCAGAAGGGAAAACGCGACAUUAAUUUCUGAGAGAGAAAAAUUGAGAGAAGAGCAUCGUCGGCGGAUGAGGGAGGUUAAAGAAAAAGAAGACAAUCUGGAGAAAGAGAGGAUCAGAAUGGAGACUGCCCUGCAAGAGGAGAAGAAGAGAAUAGCGAGGGAAAAGAUAGCACUGGAGAAUCGUCUGAAGGAUGCGAGGGAGAAAUCCAUCCAGAACAAGCAGGAACGUCAGGAGGCGCAGGUGCUCAAGGAACAACUUGAGGAAUUGAAGGGUGAGAUGUAUGAGAAGGAGCAAAGGUGGGAGGCGGCGCAGGCGAGGCAGAAGAGCCAGAUGAGAGUUCUCCAGAUGGAGAAUGCUAAAUUAAAACAGGAGUUGGAGAAGCUGCAGUCUGCUAAGAGAGGCCCAACGAGGCUGAAGAGGCCAGGCACUCUGUCCAACACGAGAGCUAUUCAUCAGAUCAACAAGCACUUGGAGCACAAACGUAUUACUUCAACCAAAAAAUUCCAGCACUUGUGUGAAGAUGAAAAGGAGGGCUCGGUCAAAUCUAGGGUUGAUAAAAUACCCUCGAACAUUAACAACGAUUUAGUAUCGUCCAAUGACACUGGCAAGGUUAUUGCCUACGAAUCUUCACAGAGGGUGGUCCCCACUGAAGACGAGAUUGCCAACCGAAGGAAUUUGUACCAGGAUCUGCUGAAGGAAGCUGCGAGUGGAUUCAGGGAGGAUUCGCAGCGAAAAUCUGAUAUCACUGAGAAUGACCAGGUUCAGAAGGAAAAUGCAGAGAUUAGGGGGUCAGCGAACGAGAUAGUAGAGUCUCUGGCGGUUCCUAGAAGUAAUUACCCUGUAGGGAAGGAAGGGAGUGGGUCGAGGAUUGUUGGAAGUCCCAUUGUUUUGAAAUCAACUGAGAAUAUUGAACCAUCGAGAGGAUCUUAUCAGCAGUUUGUUCGUGAUGUCCUGACCCCCAAAAUUGAAUCGAGGCCGUUGAGUUCUGAUUCUUCAUCUAGCGAUCAUUGUUCAACAAUUGGAGAUGAGCUGAGCAAGGGGUUCACUGGGGAUAAAUCUUCAGAAAACAGAGUAUUAACGACUCGAGUGGAUCAUCCAAAGUUCGUGGGAUCUAGUGAAUUGACUCCUCGUAAACAGCAUGAAGAGCCAUUGUCAAAGCCCCCAGACACUGUGACACCUCGUGCUGAUCUUGUGUCCAUUAGCCAUCUCUCUGAUGCGUCAGGAUUGAAGACCAGUCCGCAGGAGAAAACACACAUUCGAGAGAUUCUUCAUCGUGAUGGCCACACUGAGUACUGGUAUCCCAAUGGCAAUGUGAAAAAAGUUUAUCCUGAUCGCAACAUCACGAGGAUGAUUUACUACAAUGGAGAUGUGAGGGAGAAUACUGAGGAGGGCUGCAUCAGGUAUUUCUACUCUGCUACUAACACUUGGCAUACAACUUAUCCAGAUGGAUUUGAGAUUUUGGAGUUUCCGGAUGGUCAGGAGGAGAGAAGAACUACUGAUGGAGUUGUGGAGGUGUCUUUCCCCGAUGGAUCGAUUCGACUGAUGCAACCGGAUGGGGUGGAGAAGUGGGUUUUGGCAGACGGAACUACUGCGGAGACUUUCCCGAAUGGAGAGAAAAUACUUUCACUUCCGAAUGGACAGCGGGAAAUUCAUACGAAGGAGCACAAGAGACGGGAAUAUCCUGAUGGGACCGUGAAGUACGUAUACCCCGAUGGCACCCAAGAAACUCGUUACUCAAACGGGAGAAUCCGUGUCAAGGACAAAGAUGGUAAUCUCUUGCGUGACACUCAUCAGCCAUAAUCACUCAUCAUGCAACUUUUGAGAAUCAAAGGCACGUUUCAAUGACAUCCAAACUUUUUGCGAAGUACAAACUACUCUUAAGUCAUCGAGUCACGAAAAAACCAACAAGGUAUUACAAAUCAUUUAUUCAAAAGACUGUAUAUUUUACAAUUAAUUAACCGCUCUCCACAAAUAAUUGUAAACCCGUUCGAUAAAAUAUGACAAAUAUCUUCUUCAAACGAAGAUAAACGUACAUAAUAAGAGUGAAUAUUUCUGGUACAAGACCUUUGCUUUGUUCAUUUCAUGUAUUCUGUUACAUUACCACAGAAUCAUCAAAAAAAAUUCUAAAAAAAUAUACAAUAUUCGAUAUUUGUACUGUA